GAGAUAGGUGAGUAAGAUCAUUUCCUUUAGAAUAAAUAAAUAAAUAAACUAAUUAAUACUCACUAACAAUUAAGCUAUAAUUACUUGUUAAUUAAUAUAACAAACAAUGGAUUGAGUGUGGCGGUGCAUUACAUUACAGUGGUUGAAAGAAAGAAAGAGAUGGAGUUAGCAGCAACAGCAGCAAUGACAUUUGAUGAGAUUUCUAUGGAACGCAGCAAGACCUUCAUCUUUGCCCUUCAGGAACUUAAGAACCUGAGGCCUCAACUCUAUUCUGCUGCCGAGUACUGUGAAAAAUCUUUUCUCCGUAGUGAUCACAAAGAAAUGGUGCUUGACAACCUGAAAGAUUAUGCUGCAAGAGCCCUUGUCAAUGCUGUUGAUCAUCUUGGGACUGUAGCUUACAAGUUAACUGACCUUAUUGACCAGCAAACAUUGGAUGUCUCAACCAUGGACUUGAAGAUCUCUACUCUAAAUCAGAGACUUCUUACAUGCAAAACUUACACAGAUAAAGAGGGUAUUCGGCAACAGCAGUUGUUGGCUAUUAUUCCUAGACAUCACAAGCACUACAUUUUGCCAAAUUCGGCCAAUAAAAAGGUACAUUUCCGUUCAUACAAACAGACUGAUGCAAAACAAAAUUCAUUUAAAACCAGAACUCGUCCUCAACCUUCAGGUACCCCCGUUGCAAAAACUCUUUCAUGGCAUCUUGCAUCAGAAACUAAGUCAACCUUAAAAAAACGGAGUUCACAUACUUCAAAAAAGAUCAAAGACCCAAAAUUUUCUGCCAAGACCACAGGAGUUUUCGACCUUAUAGACAAUGAAGAGAUUACACGGUUGAAACCCCCGGCAUCAAACAACCACGUACCAAAUGCAGUUCCUACUUCAAGUGCUACCACCCAAACUCUCGGUGUCACAGGCAGGGAUGCAUUAGAGGGUUUGAGACCAUUGACAACAUUUGGAUCCUUCGACAAUCGAAACACACGUGAGACUGUCCGUGUUCCUCGUCGCAGCAAAAGUGUGCUAUCAAGUCUUUUUGUCAAGCAAAGAUCUGCAAAAUUGAGAACUGGCUCCGUCUCAUAAAUACCUCUCCAGGCAAAUGCAAGCUUCUGAUUUGUGAAGAAUGAAGAUGUCAUAUAUGCCACCUUAUAUUUUGACAGAAGAGUUAAUAAAACACUUCAAUAUAACCAACCCAACUGCAUUAUGCUCUUUUCUUUUACUAUGUGUACACUGAUGCCUAGAAUUACUUAAUGACAGUGUAUAAUUGUAUAGUAUCUUCUGCUACCUAAAUUUGACAUAAAAGAAAACUAUUACAAAAUCA
Trifolium pratense (red clover) is the source of this 1312-nucleotide messenger RNA. RefSeq names its product protein ABIL1-like. The record is from RefSeq and is a predicted model, not a curated record. Bases 160 to 1074 code for a protein of 304 amino acids. The transcript has 9 exons. Lineage: Eukaryota; Viridiplantae; Streptophyta; Magnoliopsida; Fabales; Fabaceae.